AUGGCAAGAAGAAUGAAAGCUAAGCAUGACAAGUAUUGGGGCACCUUUGAUGACAUCAAUCCCUUACUGUUUAUUGAUGUGGUUCUUGACCCGAGGUACAAGUUGGAGUAUGCCUGUUUUGUGCUUGAUGAGGUUUAUGGAAUAGAACAUGGGGGAAUUUGGACUAAAAAUGAGUUGUUUGAGAGUGUGAAUGGUGUUUUGGAGGAUAUGUUCAAGGACUAUUCUGAAAUGAGAGGGGUUACUAGUGGAAGCUCAUCAAGAAGUGCGGGGAGUAUAGCACCAAAUGAGAAUGAUGAAUCUGAAAGUGUGGAGGAUUAUUUGAAGAAAAAAUUCAAGAGAAAGAGAAUGGAAGAUAGGGUGAGAGAAACUACACUUUCAGAGCUUGAGAGUUUGAUUUGUGAUCAAAAUUGGAUUCGAUCGAGUACUCUUCCAAUUGACAUGGAAGAGCAAUUUGAAGAAAUUGAGGAACUUGAACAAGAGUUGAAAGAGUUUUGCUUGGAUGAGGGUAGUAUCAUGAGUGAUUUGGUUUAUGAUGAUUGA
Messenger RNA from Linum trigynum, 540 nucleotides. Lineage: Eukaryota; Viridiplantae; Streptophyta; Magnoliopsida; Malpighiales; Linaceae. The record is from the annotation of a GenBank genome assembly.